Molecule: messenger RNA, 8115 nt
Organism: Gadus macrocephalus (Pacific cod)
Lineage: Eukaryota; Metazoa; Chordata; Actinopteri; Gadiformes; Gadidae
Gene: nfasca
Product: neurofascin homolog (chicken) a
Exons: 32
Coding region: 339-4472 (1377 amino acids)
Biological process (GO): cell-cell adhesion; brain development
Molecular function (GO): cell-cell adhesion mediator activity
Source: RefSeq, a predicted model, not a curated record
CAAAUACUGAGGUCUCUACUCAUGUUUAGCAAAGACUGACGCUUGAAUCCAUUAAACGACGAAAUAAACGAAAAGAAAGCAAAUUCGGGCAAAGUUUUGCUGUGUAUGUAUCAAAGCAGGAUUGACACCAGGCAUUGUCAAGCACUUAAAAAUAGCACGUGUUAAUGUGCUUCGUCUCUUUCCCUCCCAGGUCUGAGCGCUGUUGACGGGAACGGAGAGGCUGCUCACAAACAAAGCAUCUACAUCUCUAAACUCACAGGAAGCGCACGUGGCAGUCCGCUGUUUGAUCUAUAGAUUGGACGAGCUGAGGGGAGGAGCCAGUCACUGGGAGAGGAGAGAUGUUGGCGCAGGGCGGGCAGGUGGCCCUGGCUGUUGUCUCAUCACUGCUGCUGCUAUUGCAACAGGCCACAUCCAUCGAAGUACCACAAGACCUGAAACAGCCUCCCACCAUCAUAAAGCAGUCGCCUAAGGACUUCAUUGUGGAUCCCAGAGACAACAUCAUCAUCGAGUGUGAAGCCAAGGGCAACCCCCAGCCCAGGUUCACAUGGCGACGGAAAGGGAAGUUCCUGAACACAGGGAAGGACCCCCGGGUGAACAUGAGGAAGCGCUCGGGAACACUGGAGAUCAACUUCAGGAGCGGCGGGCGCCCCGAGGACUAUGAGGGGGAGUACCAAUGCCUCGCCUCCAACGACCUGGGGGUGGCCGUCAGCAACAAGAUCCUGCUGAGGGUCUCCAAGGCCCCCCUGUGGCCCAAGGAGCUUCUGGAGCCGGUGUUGGUGUCUGAGGGCCAUUCCCUGGUGCUGGCCUGCAACCCCCCCCCAGGCCUGCCCCCCCCCUACACCUUCUGGAUGAACAGCGCCAUGAUCCCCAUCCCCCAGGACAGGCGUGUGUCCAUGGGUCUGAACGGAGACUUGUACUUCUCCAACGUUCUGGCCAAGGACGCCCACACCGACUACAGCUGCAACGCCCGCUUCCUGUUCACACACACCAUCCAGCAGAAGAACCCCUUCUCCCUCAAAGUCCAGAGUGCGGAGCCGUAUAAUGACACUUCCUCUUACAACUCCUCUGACCCGUAUGGUGGCCGUAGGAUCCCAGAGUCCAUGCCCACCUUCCUGUCUCCGUCUGGGAGCGAGAGCUCCAAGAUGGUGCUGAGAGGACAGCAGCUCCUGUUGGAGUGCAUCGCAGCUGGACUCCCCACCCCCAGCAUCAAGUGGUUCAAGAAGGGCGGCGACCUGCCCGCCCAGAAGGUCAAGUUCGAGAACCACAACAAGACACUGAAGAUCGUCAGCGUGUCGGAGGAGGACGCCGGCGAGUACGUGUGUCUGGCCAACAACCACGUGGGAGGCAUCCGCCACAACAUCCACGUGCAGGUCAAAGGGGCCCCCUACUGGCUGGACAAGCCCACCAACCUGGUGCUGGCGCCGGACGAGAACGGGCGGCUGGUCUGCCGGGCCAGCGGGAACCCCCGACCGCAAGUCCAGUGGCUGGUGAACGGGGAGCCGGUGGAGAGCUCCUUGCCUAAUCCCAGCCGUGAGAUGAUGGGGGACACCAUCAUCUUCCGCUCGGUGCAGAUCGGCAGCAGUGCUGUGUACCAGUGCAACGCCUCCAACCAGCACGGCUACCUGCUGGCCAAUGCCUUCGUCAGCGUCCUGGACAUGGCCCCCAGGAUACUGGGUCCCAAGAGCCAGCUGAUCAAAGUCAUUGAGAACAACCGCACCUUCCUGGACUGUCCCUUCUUUGGCUCGCCUCUGCCUGAUCUGCGCUGGUUUAAGAACGGGCAGGGCAGCGGGCUGGACGGGGGCCACUACCGGGUGUACAUCAACGGCACCCUGGAGAUCAAGCGGGCGCGGACGGAGGACGAGGGCACGUACACCUGCGUGGCCAGCAACAUCAUGGGCACCGUGGAGAACCAGGUCAUCCUGGAGGUCAAAGAACCAACGCGCAUCGUGCGGGGGCUGGAGCACCAGUCGGCCUUCAGGGGCUCCACGGCGCGCUUCGACUGCAAGGUCAAGUCCGACCCCAGCCUGCCCGUCACCGUGUCCUGGCUGAAGGACGACAGCCCCCUGUCCCUGGGGUGGAGGCUGAGGAGAGACGAGGAGUCUCUGUCCAUCCCCAACGUCAACGAGGGCGACCAGGGUGUGUACACGUGCACGGCCCAGUCAGAGAUCGACCAGGACGUGUCGUCCGCCCGCCUCACCGUGCUAGAGGAAGUCUCCUUCAACCCCUCAGUAUCUAGCGCCUUGCCCCCAGACCGCCCGGACCCUCCGAUGGACUUGGACCUGUCCGACCUGGCGGUCCGUAGCGUUCGUCUGACCUGGAUCCCUGGAAACGACCACAACAGCGUCAUCACCCAGUUCCUGGUCCAGUAUGAGGAGGAUCGCUGGGAGCCCGGCUCUUGGCAGAAUCUGACCAGCUACCCCGGGGACCUGAACUCGGUCAUCCUGCAGCUCUCCCCCUUCAUCAACUACCAGUUCCGGGUCAUCGCCAUCAACUCAGUGGGGCAGAGCGCGCCCAGCCACCCCUCGCCCCGCUACAAGACCAGCGGCGCGCCACCCGACGUCAUCCCCAGCGGCCUGCAGGGGUGGGGCACCAAGAAGAACAACAUGGAGAUCAGCUGGGAGCCCCUGCUCAACGUGGAAAGGAACGGCCCCAACCUGCACUACCAGCUGUGGUGGAGGAGGAAGGACACGGGCGAGGCCUGGAGCAACGUGACCACGGCGGGCUCCAAGCACGUGGUGCACGACACCGAAACCUAUGUCCCCUACGAGAUCAGGAUCCAGGCACUGAAUGACCACGGCGCCGGGCCCACCUCCAACGUCGCCACAGGAUACUCCGGGGAGGACAAGCCCACCGACGCCCCCACCAACCUGCGCGUGUCAAACGUGGACAGCACCUCGGUCACCAUCCACUGGAACCCGGUGGACCCCAGCUCGGUCGUGGGGGAGUUCAAGGAGUAUAGGCUGUACUACUGGCGUGAGGCCAGCCUGCUGAAGGGGCUGCGCGUGUCCCAGGAGAAGAUGACCAGGGGCUUCUACAGCAUCGCCCAGCGGCCCAGUGCCGUGCUGGGAGGGCUGGUGCCCUUCUCCCACUACAGGAUGCUGAUGGUGGUGGCCAACAGGGGCCACGAGGGCCCCCCCAGCAACACCGUGGAGGUUCGCACCAAGGAGGGAGUGCCGGACGCCCCAAAGUACUUUGAGAUAGUCAAGAGGGCCUUCGACACCAUCCACCUGCAGUGGGACAAGCCCCUGGAGCCAAACGGCGUCCUGAUUGGCUACCAACUCAAGUACCAUACAGUGAACGGCUCCAAGCUAGGGCCGUAUCGCCUGGAGACCUUCCCCCCCAACAUCACGCAGUACACCAUGCGUCUGCCCGACCGCGCCAUGCGCUACAAGUUCUUCCUGUCCGCCCUCACCCAGGUGGGUGCCGGGGAGGCCUUCACUGGGGAGUUCCCCCGCUCGGCCAACGAGGGGAGCUUUACAGGCCCUGGCACCGACGCCCCAGGGCUAGUCGAGCUAACCGACGACGGCGACUCUACCUCUGUCCCUCCUACUCCUCCUCCCCUCCCUCCGACCACUGUUGCUCCGACCACCAUAAGUACCACAACCUCUACUACUGCUACUACUACGACCCCCUCCACCACCACCACCACCGCCGCUACUACAACCACCACCGAGGCUCCCGCCACCACCCCUCUGCUGGUCGCCACCAAGCGGCCCGAUCAGAACGUUUUGGUGGCCCCGGGUCGGGAGAUCUGGAACCUGACGGUGAAGCCUAACAGUAACUACGCUAACGUCAACUGGACCCACAACUUCCCGCCCGGCACCACCGAGUUUGUCAUUGAGUUCACGCUGGACAGCAACGGAACAGUAAGGACUGUGCCUGUCAAACAGCAGCCCCCCAUUAAGGUGGGCGACCUGAUCGAGGGGGCCAAGUACCGUCUGCGGGUGUACUCCCACGAACACCACGAUAUCAGCAGCCAGUCGUUCACCUUUGAGACCGGCACAGCCUACAGUAAGGAUCAGGUGGACAUCGCCACUCAGGGCUGGUUCAUCGGGCUGAUGUGCGCCAUCGCCCUCAUCAUCCUCAUCCUCCUCAUCGUCUGCUUCAUCAAGAGGAGUCGAGGUGGGAAGUAUCCAGGUGGCGAGUGCCUCGCUGGUUGCUCAAAGGUUUUCGUGCGAGAUAAAAAGGACCUAGCCUUGGACCCAGUUGACCAGAAAGAGGACGGCUCUUUUGAUUACCAUAGUGACGAGGACAACAAGCCGCUGCAGGGCAGCCAGGCAUCCCUGGACGGCCCACCGAAGGAGAGCGACGACAGCCUGGUGGACUACGGCGAGGGCGGAGACGGGCAGUUCAACGAGGACGGUUCCUUCAUCGGCCAGUACACCGUCAAGAAAGACUCCAAGGACGAGACGGAGGGCAACGAGAGCUCCGAGGCCACCUCGCCCGUCAACGCCAUCUACUCCCUGGCGUAGGACCGCCCCCGUCAGCUACACCCCCACCCCCAUCCCCACCCCCACCACCACUACCCACACCCCACCUCUGUGCUCGUGACGUAGCCGGAGCGGACUACCACGGCUAACGGCUUCCCGGGAUCGAUGGUGUUGGUGAUGGUGGAGACGCUACUAUUUCUACGACUACAACCAAACACAGCACUCGGAAUUGGAAACGCACACACACACACACAAACGCACACACACAAAGCAAGUAUAUAAAUAUAUAUCGAUAUAAGAAAACACGUUAUAGACGUCAGUGGCGCACAGGGACAGGAUGAAGAAGGGCAGAACUCUAAAGACAAGAGAACGGAUGGAAGGGAGGAGGCGGCGAGCCAAGCUUUCUGUUGUGUUCAGUUGGGUUCCUGGCUCCUGGCUCCAGGGACAGAAGGCUCUUCAGAGGUCGAGGAUAUGGGAUGUUGACCAGUGUUCUAGUUUGUCCAGCGCCCUCCGCCUACCCAGCUCACACAGACUCUCGAGUGUGCCUUCGGACGGCAGGCUUUUGAUGCGGUUUCAGGCUUUUGUUUCCCUGCUCCUCUAGAGGUUUUGUUUGUUGGUAUUUCUUCCUCUGCUCCCGGCUCCCGUUCAUCCCAAGCCCCUCACGGCUUUGUGACUCGCUAGCGUCCCCACUUAGGCUUACAUAUCAGUUCUCAACCUCCACUUCAAAAGGAUGCUGGCAUUAGUUUAUCAUAUUGAUAUUUCCGCAAUGAAAGAUCUUUUUGGUUUUCUUCUCCACAGCUGGUAACUCAUUGAAUCUUAGUGAGGCUGAGCAAAGCCCUGGCACACAUUUUAGUGUCCUGCAAUUCUAUGCACCAUCAUAUUCUCCAUGCAUUUCUUUCCGGGUUUAAUCUGUUUGGUUAGUUCUAGAGUUUGCCCAUAUGUUCAGUGUUCACGCUCAUCGUGGCUCAAUCGACAGCAUUUGCUUACUUGACGUGAUUCGCUUCAUUUGGUUUCAGGUGUUCGGGUCAUGCAGAGAAACCCUUAAUGCAACAAUGCCCCCAAUUUUUAUAUAGCAACAGGCCCUUUUGCCUUUCUACUAUGAGGUUGUUAAUGACCUUUAAAAAUAUGAUGAUGAAUAUCAUUUUGAAGCAUGACAGGAUAAUAGUGCAACAAACAAAUGAAAGGCAAGCGCAAGUUACGGUUAGUUGCACUCAAGAAAAUUCAAAGCCUGCGUGAAUCCCUUUGAGUUUAGCUGAGGCUGCUUACUUCCUGGUUAGCAUGCAGGCCAACACAGCACAUGUAGCUUGUUUGCAGCCCUUCACUAGAGGCACUACUCGUGGGAGAGGCUGCGGGCCAUCACAAAAGUGUUCCAGCUAGUUUGAAUAUUCUGAGAUGAAAACAUUUGAACAUGAAGCUAUGAAUCUGUAGCAACUCUGAGAAAAAUAGUCUUUCAAAGAAAUUCAAUAUUUACAAAAAUAAACAUUUAAUAUUCUGACAAAAAUAUAAUGUUGAAAAAAAGUCACAUUACUGUGAGUGUAUCCAUUGUAUUCUACCUGUGCCCCACAGAGCCACUAUUUGAAACCUUUUUGUGACAGUGAAAGUGGGGUGUCAUGCUUUCAUAGCUGCUGUCUGGUGGUUGUGCUGUCGCUAUGGCACCAUUCCCCGACGCUAAAUCGGGGAUCUAAAAAACGGACGAUUAGCUGACCGAGGUUUAUUUGUAUUUAAGAUAUUUAUUUAAAAUUUCUAUCAUGUAUUAUUAAUAUAUUAGUCCUGUGUUGGUUCAAUGUAAUACACCCUUACUCACAACAGUCACAGUCACAACAAUCGAUGAUUGUAGAUUCUGAAAUGCAUUGAUCACGAUUAUUCGUUACACACCGUAUGGCAACAAAGCUCUUUACAAAAGAUCAACAACACACCGGCCGGGUCACCCCUCCACACUGCUGCUCCUCUGUUGUAUUUCUGUUCUUCCUCGUUGGUUUAGGACUUCAUGUCAUGAGACUUUUACCAGACCAAAUAGUUAUGCUUCACCACUCAGAUCAUGUCCCGCCUUUCAGGUUGUCUUCUUUAUGUAAAUAAUGCCCCCUAAAGCUAAAGAAAAAUGCUUGAUGAUGAAACAAAAGUAUCCCAAUGGCUAAAUCGUAAAAGCCAAUAAGUAAAUAUGAUGGUUUGUCUGUUCCACAUGCAUUUUGUGCUUGUAGCUUUGAAUGAAAUUUGCACUCUAUAAAAAAGAAAAGAAAAGCAGAGCGACAAAGUAGGUGGGACCACCACGGCUCAUCCUACAACCCCCGCCCCUCUCAUUGUUUGGAAUAUACUGUACGAGCUGUGGGUAGUUUUAUUGGUUUGACUGUUUAGAUCAUGGUUUUGAACAUAUGUUGUGAAAGGGGAAAUGGCUUUGCCUCUCUAUAAUGUAAAUAAAGAAAUAUGUGCUCCUGAAAUAUUAACGCUGUAGCAUACUGCACACACACCUGUUUAAAGCGUUAGUAGUCUAGACAAAAGAGAGAAAAUAAAACACACGCUGGUAUCGCAGUCUCCUCUUUCACUGUUAUGUUACGUAUUGUCGUGUCACAAGGUGUGCUCUGUGUGGGAGAGGGCAUACUGUAUAAUCAUACCACACAGCGAGCGUCCUGAGAGGGCAUACUGUAUGUUCAUAACACACAGAUUGUCCUGAGAGGGCAUACUGUAUAUUCAUAACACACACAGAGGGUCCUGAGUGGGGAUACUGUAUAAUACUAACACACAGCGAGGGUGCUGAGAGGGCUUACUGUAUAUUCAUAACAAACAGAAGCUCCACACACGCACACACACCUUCCUCUUGAGUUCCUCACACCGAAUUCUGCCUUCAGAAUCAAAGCAAUACACCCAGGGUAGGGAUGAGUAGUUGUUGUGGUCGCUAGUUUGAUGGUGUUCCCUCUCAUCUUCUGGGACCGGGCUGGGACUCUCUAACCCCAGGGUCAUAGCUAAAGUCCCAUCCCUGCAACACAGUCUGAUCAUUGGCUGAUCCUCUUCCUGGAAAAAAUAACAAUGUUAUUCACACAAAAAAAUACCUUUAUUCAUAAAAUAAUUGAACUGUUGCCUGACUUAAUCUCUUUAAUCUGAUAAACCAGGACACACCUAGAUUAUACUUGGCUUCAGGUGGAUACCGACGGGUAAGACUAUCAAACUGGCCUCAUAACAAGGAGAAUUGUGAUUAUUAUUUUGAUACACAUUGCAUAUGUUAUCAUGUUUGUGCGCAUCUGUUUCUAUCCUGUGUCACUGUGCGUAUCCUAGCCACAGACCCACCCCUUCAUCUGGGGGUGAAAAAAUUGCUGUGUGCAUUUUUCUAGACAGCCUUUCUUCUGUUUAUUUGUUUAUAUGCUGCAAAAACAUUUAUAUUUUACUGGUGGAGAAAGGGAAUUAUAACUCGCAACUUGUAUCUAUGUAUGUUUAUUAUUAUUAUUCUUUCUUCAAAAGUAUGGUCAUACAUUGUUUGGCUUUUUUAAACCAAUUUUCACUAUGUUAUCUUUUUACCAUGCGUAUCAAAACAGCUUGUGAAAGUCUUGCUUCUACAUGCAAAGUAACAGCUUUCUUAAGUUACAUCUAAUCAAUAGAAAAAAGCCUAAUAAUAUAUUCACCAUGUAUGCGUGUAUGAUGAGAUGUUGCGCCUUCUUUCUAGUAAAGCUAUCUCUUUUUCUCUACCUCCUCCAAA